AUGAAACACCCAUUGGCCCGGGGACACAAAAUUAUAUCCUUGCUGGUUGGAUUUGAUACGAAGACACCGCUAGCGGAAGAGGACGCGACGGAACAGAAGGAAACAUCAGCAGAGGACACGCUGGUGGCGGCAGACGACGGUGCAGACGAAACGCUUGGUGAACCCUCGACGAAGCAAGACGACGAUGGUGAAAACGAAGCAAAAGAGAGGCUUUCAGUGGAAAAUUUGGUCGAAAAUGAUAAGACUAUGGAGGCGGAAACCCCGGAAGAUGGGACGGAAGAACCGGCACAGAGAAUUGAAAGUAGCGUGGUGGAAUCAACGGAAACUUCCAAGGCUCUUGAUGCGGACACUUCGAUCAGUCAGGAAGCAAAGGAAGAUGAAGAUGUUGAACACGGUCAGGUAAACACUGAAUCAAAAGACACGGCACUCUUAGAUGAAAAGGAGCCCACAGAAGCUGACGACGAUGAUGCGACAAGUAAUGAUGAAAAAUUAGAAGAAAAUGUUAUUUCGAAAGAUAUCAAUCAGGAACAGCACGAAAUCCCUGCAGUGAGUAAUGAAAAGGACACAGAUGCUGAGGUCACGAACGAGAAGGAAAGUGGUAGUUUAGGCGAGGAAGAAACGGAAGCUACUGUUGAAGAUGAGGACGAAUCGGACACAUCGGAAGAUGAACAGGAUUCCCAAAACACGGAUCACUUCAGUAAGGUUGAAAAUGAAACGAAUGCAAAUCAGGAACAAAUAACGACCGACGAAGAACGGGAGAAAAAGGCACUGCCGAAGGACGAUUCUAUGGAAGUUGAGCCUUUGCCUUCUUUGGAUGAAGAAAAAAGUAAGGAUGGUGGUACCGUCGACGCGGAGGAUUUAACCAACCUGACGUCGAGUGCAACGGUGGAAUCAAACCAAAAGGAGGAAAAUAUCCUUCAGGAUGAAAACUCAAGAGCAUUCGAGGAACCACAAGCUGCCGAUAACGAAGAAGACAACGGAGAUGAAAUUGAUACCAAAAAUGAUCCGGAGUCGACGACGACGAGAUCCGUGGUAGAAGAAUCAUUAUCACCAGAGGAAAGCGGAAGUAUCAAUGAUAAUUCCAGCACACCAGCACCGAGCGUUGCCCUCGUGGAGGAACCACCGAGUGCGGCCGAGAUGGAGGCUGACGACGAAGAGCAGGAGCUGCUUAAAACGUCCGCCGCUCUGGCCGGCAAAAGUGAGGACGCGGAAGAGAUCGAAAUCGAAGAGGAGGCGGUAGCUGAAGAGGAGAACGAGGAGGAGGAGGAGGAGGAGGAGAUCGAUCCACAACCUGCCGACGACGACGCUGGAGAGAAUGGAAUCUCGAGCAAACUUGUCGACGACACUGACGAUCCCAUGCUGGCCGAGCAGGAGCAGGAAGAAUAAAUAAGUACCGUACGCCACUAGCAACUCAUCUACUUCAUCAUGAUCAUCAUCAUCAUCAUCAGGUCGAUCACUAUGUUUGAGCACACGAUCGAGAGGAUGCACCAUCUCCUGGACUGGAAAAGUGGGACGAUCUUACUAUCUUGUCAACCUGAAAGAAAAUCUCAGAGACUGCUCAAAGAACAAACCAAACUCACCAUGAAGUACCGAAUGUGGCCGAAAAACCGUUCUCUUUCACUCCUCUCGUGAGGGGUGCUACAAUGCUUCAAUGGAACAAUCUCAUAGAAACUACAACUAUUUUGUACUUCGAUAUGUUAGUGACAAGUUUAAACUGCCCGUACGCUUCUUGUACCACUGUUUGAUUCGCGUGCCGUGAGAGUCGAAAAAUGGUUUCAGGAAUGUAAGCUGCGAUAAGCGUUAGGCAGAGGAGUUAAUAAACAAAACAACAUCGAAACGAUGGUGGACUGUGUGCGAUAAAAAAAAAUGGGAUAGAAUGCGCCUCGGUAGCUGAACGUUUCCGAUUAGAUAACCCCUUUCUCUAACCGACUGAGUACUAAACAGGGGAGCAAUACUACAAUGACCUGGUGAAAUUGAAAACACAUUCGUGUUGUCGACGGAAGGCGAUCUCUACAAAUCACCAUAUAAAGGCAUAACAAAGUGGUUUGGAAUAUUGUUUCUGGCCGCAUUUACCCAAUAUUGGUUGGACUCGUAGCCGAGGAAAACAAAACAAAAACGACGAUGACAAUACGAUGCAACCAGCGAGGAAGGUUAUGGAACAUUAUGUAAAGUGAUCAUUCUUUAAGA
This is a messenger RNA of Anopheles coustani, 2187 nucleotides long. Its product is annotated as glutamic acid-rich protein-like. Lineage: Eukaryota; Metazoa; Arthropoda; Insecta; Diptera; Culicidae. The transcript is spliced from 3 exons. The record is from RefSeq and is a predicted model, not a curated record. Bases 1 to 1386 code for a protein of 461 amino acids.